CGGGCGGUGUUUGAGUGUCUGAUGUACAUACACAGCCCGGCGUCCAGAGCGGACAUGCGGCGGCUCCAAGGGGAGAAGGACUCACGCAUCUCUCGGUGGGCUUUAAUUGGGAGCGUCACCUCCCACACCGCGUACUGAUAUCAGUCCCGAAUGAGUUGCAGCCAUGGAGCAAGUUCAGGUGAAAGAGAUAGAGAAGAUCAACCCAGCGGCGACGGCCAACUGCUUCUCAAAGAUUUUCUUCUGCUGGCUGAACCCCUUGUUUCGUAUCGGUUACAAACGGUCCCUGGAACAAGAAGACUUGUACAACGUGCUGCCGGAAUUCCGCUCAAAAACACUGGGGUUGACCUUGCAAAGCUACUGGGAUGAAGAGUGCCUGAAGAGUGCCAAAGAGCUGAAGAAACCAAGCUUCUGCAAAGCCGUCAUCCGUUGCUACUGGAAAUCCUAUUCACUGCUUGGCAUCUUCACAUUCAUUGAGGAGGCGACCAUGAUUGUCCAGCCGGUGCUGCUGGGGUACCUGUUGCGCUACUUUGAGACUUAUGACCCCAAUGAUUACCAUGGUCUGGAGCUGGCCUGCUACUACGCCCUCGGCAUGUCCCUGAGCCUCCUUCUGCUGGCGGUGAUGCAUCACAUAUUAUUCUUCAAUAUCCAAAAGGCGGGCAUGAAGAUACGGGUGGCCAUGUGUAACAUGAUCUUCAGGAAGGCCUUAUGUCUCAGCAACUCGGCCAGAGGGAAAACGACCACGGGUCAGAUUGUCAACCUCCUCUCAAACGACGUCAGCAAGUUUGACGAUCUUACUAUGUUCCUGCACUACCUGUGGGUGGGGCCUAUCCAGGUAGCGGUGGUGGUCGCCCUUCUGUGGGGAGAAAUCGGCCCCUCGUGUUUGGUGGGAAUAGCACUCCUCAUCUUUCUGAUGCCCCUGCAAACCCAGUUUGGGAGGAUGUUCUCAGUUUACAGGAGCAGGACGGCGGUGCUCACCGACCACAGGAUUCGCACCAUGAACGAAGUGGUUACCGGCAUGCGCAUCAUCAAGAUGUACGCCUGGGAGAAGCCCUUCGCGGCCCUUGUUUCAGAGUACAGAACGGAGGAGAUCGUCAACUUGAUGAAGAGCUCCAUGCUGCGAGCCGCAAACAUGGCCACCUACUUCUCGGCCAGCAAAAUCAUCGUUCUCUUCACCUUCGCUGUGUACGUGAUGCUGGGCAACACCAUCACGGCCAGCCGCGUGUUCGUCACCGUGUCGCUGUAUGGCGCCAUCCGACUCACCGUCACGCACUUCUUCCCCAGUGCCCUCGAGAAGCUCUUUGAGAGUCUCGUGAGCAUUGAACGGAUCCAGACCUUCCUGAAUCUAGAGGAAUUGCCCAAGAACACCAAUGUGUUCUGCCAGCCAAAGGAUGCCUCUGUGAUCAUCCAGGAACUCGUCUGCUACUGGGACAAGAACCAAGACGCACCCUCCCUCCAGAAAAUCUCGUUGAGUGUCGGCUCGAGGCAGCUGGUGGCGGUGAUUGGACCUGUGGGCGCCGGAAAGUCCUCCCUGCUGAGUGCCAUCCUGGGAGAGCUGCCCCUUGACAAGGGGGUGGUCAAGGUGAAGGGGCAGCUGACCUACGCCUGCCAACAGCCCUGGGUGUUCCCCGGGACCAUCCGCGACAACAUCCUGUUCGGCAAAGAGCUAGACCCCGCCAAGUACGAGAAGGUGCUGCGGGCCUGUGCCCUGAAGAGGGACAUGGAGUUGCUGCCAGACGGGGACCUGACUCUGAUCGGGGACCGGGGAGCCACACUCAGUGGGGGGCAGAAGGCUCGCGUCAACCUGGCCAGAGCUGUGUACCAGGAUGCUGACAUCUAUCUCCUUGACGACCCUCUCAGUGCUGUGGAUGGCGAGGUCGGGAGGCACCUGUUUGAAAAGUGUAUCUGUGGUAUUCUGAAGGACAAGCCCAGGAUCCUGGUUACCCAUCAGCUGCAGUACCUGAAAGUCGCCGACCAGAUCCUGGUUCUCAAGGAGGGUAACGUGGUGGCCCAGGGGGGGUAUACAGACCUGCAGAGGUCUGGACUGGACUUCACCUCUCUGCUGAAACACGAGGAGGAAGGGGAGGGGAAGUUGGAGGAGUUGGCACGCAGCCGAACAGUCUCCUGCAACUCCUUGCCCAAUGAAGAAGCAGACCAGCUGCCGGCAGAACAUACCCAAACAGCUGUGGAGGAGGGCCGAUCGCAGGGGACUAUCAGCACGGACAUGUACUACAAAUACUUGCGUGCUGGAGCGAACAUCUUUGGUCUGGUAGUGCUCUUUGUGGUCAACAUAGUCGCUCAGGUGGCCUACAUCCUUCAGGACUGGUGGUUGUCUGAAUGGUCCAAUAGGCAAGGCAGCCUGACGGCCGACAUAAAUAACAACAUCACCAACGCCACCGAGGUGUUGGAUAUACCCUUUUACCUGGGAAUAUACGGAGGUCUGACUGCAGCCACGGUACUUUUUGGGCUCGUCAGGGCAAUGCUCUUCUUCUAUGUGCUGGUGAAGAGCACGGAGACCCUGCACAAACGCAUGUUCGACACCAUAUUGCGAGCGCCCGUGCACUUCUUCGACGUGAACCCCAUCGGCAGGGUUCUGAACCGGUUCUCCAAGGACAUCGGCCAGAUGGACGUGUUGCUACCCAUCACCUUUGUGGACGCCUGCCAGGUCCUUCUGCUGACGAUCGGUGUGAUUGUGGUUUCGGCGAUGGUCGUUCCCUGGAUCUUAAUCCUGGUCGUACCACUCCUCAUAAUCUUUUUGUUCCUCCGCCGCUACUUCCUGCAAACCUCCAGGGACAUAAAGCGACUUGAGGGGACCACUCGAAGUCCCGUGUUCUCCCACCUGUCCUCCUCGCUACAUGGCCUGUGGACCAUCAGGGCCUUCAGAGCCGAGCAGCGCUUCCAGAACGUCUUUGACGCCCACCAGGACCUGCACUCAGUGACCUGGUACCUGUUCCUGACCUCUUCCCGUUGGUUCGCCUUGCGCCUGGACCUGUUGUGCGCCGUCUUUGUCAUCAUCCUCAUAUAUGCCUGCGUGCUGCUCCGAGAUAACCUAGGUGCAGGGGAUGUGGGGCUGGCUUUGUCCUACGCAAUCACCCUCAUGGGGAUGUUCCAGUGGGGAGUCCGGCAGUCAGCGGAAGUGGAGAACUUGAUGACCUCCGUGGAGCGAGUGAUGGAGUACACAGAGCUGGAGAGCGAAGCACCAUGGGAAACCGAGAAGCGUCCCCCGCUUGACUGGCCGAGCCAAGGCCUGGUAACCUUCGACGGGGUCAACUUCUCCUACAGCGCCGACGGGCCGGUGGUCCUCCGUAACAUGAACGCCGCGUUCCUACCCAGGGAGAAGGUGGGCGUGGUGGGGAGAACUGGUGCUGGGAAGAGCUCCCUGGUGUCGGCCCUGUUCCGCCUGGCAGAACCCCAGGGGAAGAUCUACGUGGACGGAAUACUGACCUCUGAGCUCGGCCUCCACGACCUGCGCCAGAAGAUGUCCAUUAUUCCUCAGGAUCCUGUGCUCUUCACUGACACCAUGAGGAAGAACCUGGACCCUUUCAACCAGCACUCUGAUGAAGAGCUCUGGAACUCUCUGCAGGAGGUUCAUCUGAAGUCUGUGGUGGAGGAGCUUCCCGCCAAGAUGGAGACGCUACUGGCCGAGUCGGGCUCCAACUUCAGCGUGGGCCAAAGGCAGCUGGUAUGUCUGGCCAGAGCCAUCCUGAGGAAGAACCGCAUUCUCAUCAUCGAUGAGGCCACGGCCCACGUCGACCCCAGGACGGACGAGCUGAUCCAGAGGACGAUCCGGGAAAAGUUCAGAGAUUGCACGGUGCUCACCAUCGCUCACAGGCUCAACACCAUCAUAGACAGCGACCGCAUCAUGGUGCUCGACGCGGGGGAGAUCCAGGCCUACGACGCGCCCUACACCCUCCUGCAAGACCCCGAGGGCAUCUUCUAUAAGAUGGUGCAGCAGACCGGCCAGCAGGAGGCAGAGGACCUCUUGGCCUCCGCGAAGCAGGCCUACGAGAACAAGAGUCAGCCCAGCAGCAAGUACGGCAGCACCACCAACGUCAACCUGGUGAUCCACGAGACGCCCAUGUAAAACCAAUCAGCCAAUCUCUGCCUUCAUACAAGAGUGGCGGUGCUACACUAUAACAGUGCUUGCGGUAAUGACGGAAGAGUUGGGCUUUGAGAACAUGCGGCUCUUCUAAGCCACAAGUGGAACCAGGAUGUUCUCGGGUAUGGGAGUUCUUUCAAACCAAGUGUUAAUAGACACUGGUGUAAGAAAUGAAACAAAAACCAACUACACAACCUCAAAUUAUUAUUUACCAAGGUGUUGUUGUUACGCGAAAUGGCUUCAUAGCUGGCUGCUGCUUUGUUAAGUGCCUUUACCACGUUUCAAGAUCAGUGAAAACUUUACUUUUCACUUAAAUCUUUUCAAGGACAAUUGUGUGUUUUCAGUGCCUGGCUAUGGUUCUGAUCUCAAUCUCAGGUGAGGAAGAUCUUUCAUAAUUUUUGGUUCAGGUUCCUAAAAUAAUCCUGGUGAAUGUAUUAAAUGCUAAGCCAUGUCACGGUCAACUAGAACAAGCUGUACCUACCCAUAAAUUGGGUGUAAAUGCAAGUUUAACAGCACCUCCUGUUGGCCAUGGUGUUGCCUGCAUGUCCUUAGAGUUGGUGAAGCCUGUGUUGUCUUAUUCUAAAGGCCUUUAAGCAAGCACAGCCAAAAAGUGAGAUUUUCCAAGACACAAUUAUCGUACUACAUGCAUUUCUGCAAUUUGAGUUUCCGUUUGGAUUGUAAUUCUUAUUGUACUUUUAACAAAGAGAUUGAGCGAGAGAGAGUUACCCUUGAAUUCUCAACAAUCUAUAUGUAAAUGUUUUUCAGUAGCAUUUUAUUGUGAUGUCAAGAGUUUCUUGAGAACUAAAAUCCCUAAUAUUUAGUUCUUAUUCUUGCAUCAGGGAAAACAAAAUAUUUUUAAGUUUAUGUAAAUGGAAGUAUGCUGAGACAAAUGUUGAAUGUAAUUGAGUAAUGCUCUGUUCACAACUGGUUGCAGUGUUGCCUUUCAAUACAUUUAUUUCAAUGGAAGAUGGAUGGAUGACAGUAACGGAUCCAUUGGAAAUCGGCGGAUAUGUUUGAAAACGUCAACACUAUAUUUGUGGUUGGGACUGAAAUCGACCAUAAAAGUCAUCUAACACAA
Gadus morhua (Atlantic cod) is the source of this 5174-nucleotide messenger RNA. RefSeq names its product multidrug resistance-associated protein 4-like. Bases 164 to 4081 code for a protein of 1305 amino acids. Gene Ontology annotation, molecular function: ATP hydrolysis activity; ABC-type transporter activity; ATP binding. NCBI's taxonomy places the organism in Eukaryota, Metazoa, Chordata, Actinopteri, Gadiformes, Gadidae. Gene Ontology annotation, biological process: transmembrane transport; monoatomic ion transport. Gene Ontology annotation, cellular component: plasma membrane. The transcript has 31 exons. The record is from RefSeq and is a predicted model, not a curated record.